Molecule: messenger RNA, 1701 nt
Organism: Anthostomella pinea
Lineage: Eukaryota; Fungi; Ascomycota; Sordariomycetes; Xylariales; Xylariaceae
Source: the annotation of a GenBank genome assembly
AUGGCGUCUCUCAAGCGCAUCGCAGCAGCGACUCUGCUGCCGCUGGGCUUCCUCGCGCAAUCUACGCUCGCUUCGCCCUACCACCACGCCAAUGGGACCACGGUGCCGAAGCUGGGCGCGGUGGCAUCUGAAAGCGCCGUGUGCUCCAAGAUCGGAACCGACCUGCUCCAGGCCGGCGGCAAUGCUGCUGACGCCCUCGUCGGCACCGUCUUCUGCAUCGGCGUCAUUGGCAUGUACCACAGCGGCUUGGGCGGCGGCGGCUUCAUGCUGGUGCGCGGUAGCGAUGGGCAGUACGAGUUCAUCGACUUCCGCGAGACUGCGCCCGCAGCUGCUUUUGAGGACAUGUACAACAACGAUACCGACCUCAGCUUAUACGGCGGUCUGGCAAGCGGCGUACCCGGCGAAGUGAGGGGAUUGGAACACCUGCACAAAAACUACGGGUCGCUACCCUGGGCCGACGUGAUGGCACCGGCUAUCAAGGUGGCGCGGUACGGCUUCAAAGUGACAGAAGACCUGGUGAGGUACAUGGACUCGACUUCCGAUGACUUCCUCACGGACGAUCCGACGUGGGCGCUUGAUUUCGCCCCGCACGGCUACCGAGUCAAGCUGGGCGAGACGAUUACCCGGAAGCGGUACGCCGACACGCUCGAGGUCAUCGCGACCGAGGGGCCCGACGCCUUCUACACCGGCGCCAUUGCCAAUGCGACCAUCGCCGCGCUGACGAAGGCUGGCGGGACAAUGACCCUCGAGGACCUGAAGAACUACACUGUUGCCAUCAGGAAGCCUUCGGAGAUCGAGUAUCGAGGCUACAAGUUGACAGCUUGCAGUGCGCCUUCGGGCGGUGAGGUAGUGCUGAGCGCUCUGAACAUCGUGAAUGGCUACUCAGGAUUCGACGAUCCCGCUGCGGUCAACUUGACCACGCACCGCUUGGACGAGGCCAUGCGGUUCGCAUACGGGCAGCGUUCCGAACUGGGCGACCCCCUGUUCGUGGACGGAAUGGAUAAGUACCAGGCGUCCAUGCUGUCCGACGCCACCGCCGCCGAGGUCCGCUCCAAGAUCUCCGACUUCCACACGCAGAACGUGUCGGCGUACGACCCGACAGGACUUGAGAGUCUAGAGACACCGGGUACGAGCCAUGUCGUGACGGCCGACAGGAGCGGCAUGGCCAUCAGCCUCACCACGACCGUCAACCUGAUCUUCGGCAGCCAGUUGAUGGUCCCCGAGACGGGCGUCAUCAUGAACGACGAGAUGAACGACUUUAGCAUCCCCAACUCGAGCAACGCCUUCGGCUACAUCCCCAGCGCGGCCAACUUCAUCCGGCCCGGCAAGCGGCCGCUCUCGUCCAUCUCGCCGACCAUCGUCGAGAAGGACGGGAGGCUGUACUUCGUCAUCGGCUCCGCGGGAGGGAGCCGCAUCAUCACGGCCACGAUCCAGAACAUCCACCACGUGCUGGACCAGGGCAUGACGACCGAAGAGGCGCUGGCACAGCCGAGAUUCCACGACCAGCUGGAACCGAACCAGGUCUCGUUCGAGUAUGCCUACGACAACAGCACCGUCGCGUACAUGGCGUCGCUGGGCCACAACGUGACGUGGGUCGCCCCCGGACAGAGCACGGCUCAGGGCUUGCGGCUGCUGCCGAAUGGCACGUUUGAGGCUGGUGGUGAGCCGAGACAGAAGAACUCGGGUGGGUUUGCUGUAUAG